This is a messenger RNA of Sphenostylis stenocarpa, 876 nucleotides long. Lineage: Eukaryota; Viridiplantae; Streptophyta; Magnoliopsida; Fabales; Fabaceae. The record is from the annotation of a GenBank genome assembly.
AUGGCUUCCCUUGCAGCCUCCACUGCUGCUGCUUCCCUUGGCAUGUCAGAAAUGCUUGGAAACCCCAUCAACCUCAGUGGUGCCACAAGGCCUGCUCCAUCUGCCUCUAGCCCUGCCUCCUUCAAGACUGUGGCUCUUUUCUCCAAAAAGAAGGCAGCACCGCCUGCUCCAAAAAAAGCUGCUGCUGUCUCUCCUGCCAAUGAUGAGCUUGCCAAGUGGUAUGGUCCUGAUAGAAGGAUCUUCUUGCCAGAGGGUCUUUUGGACCGAUCUGAGAUCCCAGAGUACUUGACUGGAGAAGUCCCCGGAGACUAUGGUUAUGACCCAUUUGGUCUUAGCAAGAAGCCAGAGGACUUUGCCAAAUAUCAGGCAUUUGAGUUGAUUCACGCUAGAUGGGCAAUGCUUGGUGCUGCUGGAUUCAUCAUUCCUGAGGCCUUCAACAAAUAUGGAGCAAACUGUGGUCCUGAGGCUGUUUGGUUCAAGACAGGAGCUCUGCUUCUUGAUGGGGGUACGUUGAACUACUUUGGGAAACCUAUUCCCAUCAAUCUCAUUGUGGCUGUCAUUGCUGAGAUAGUUCUUGUGGGAGGUGCAGAGUACUACAGAAUUAUUAAUGGCCUGAAUUUUGAAGACAAACUUCAUCCAGGUGGUCCAUUUGAUCCAUUGGGGCUUGCAAACGAUCCAGAUCAGGCUGCUCUGCUAAAGGUGAAGGAAAUUAAGAAUGGUAGACUUGCUAUGUUUGCCAUGCUUGGUUUCUACUUCCAAGCCUAUGUCACUGGAGAAGGUCCUGUUGAGAACCUUGCAAAGCAUCUCAGUGACCCUUUUGGCAACAACUUGCUCACAGUCAUUGCUGGCUCUGCUGAGAGAACUCCAACGCUCUAA